Messenger RNA from Sciurus carolinensis (gray squirrel), 2219 nucleotides. RefSeq names its product fibroblast growth factor receptor substrate 3 (gene Frs3). The transcript has 7 exons. Gene Ontology annotation, biological process: cell surface receptor protein tyrosine kinase signaling pathway. Lineage: Eukaryota; Metazoa; Chordata; Mammalia; Rodentia; Sciuridae. The record is from RefSeq and is a predicted model, not a curated record. Bases 335 to 1822 code for a protein of 495 amino acids. Gene Ontology annotation, cellular component: cytoplasm.
GCGCAGCCGCCGCCGCGAGUCCUCCCCAGGGGCCCCCGCCUCUCCCUGCUCUGUCCACCAGCCGGCGGCCGCGUCCCCCGCCCGGGAGCGAGUCCGGCGCCGCAGCCCCGACCGCGGCGCAGGGUGGGUUCGGGAGGCCCUUGGAGCGCUCCGGCCAGGGACGCGCGGUGAGCCCCAGGUGUGUCCCAGAGGCAUCCAGGUGUCUUCUCUGCAGGCUGUUUGCCAUGACACCCCAUCAAGGACGGGGUGAAUAAAGUGGGAAUCCUUCCCCAUGCCCCUCCCAUGGUCAGCUCCCCGAUGGCCUGGGUGAGGGUGGGCUGGCUGCUCUGACACCAUGGGGAGCUGCUGUAGCUGCCUGAACAGAGACAGCGUCCCAGACAACCACCCUACCAAGUUCAAGGUGACCAAUGUGGAUGAUGAGGGGGUGGAGCUGGGCUCAGGGGUGAUGGAGUUGACACAGAGUGAGCUGGUGCUGCAUCUGCAGCGGAGAGAGGCUGUCCGCUGGCCCUACCUCUGCCUGCGACGCUAUGGCUAUGACUCCAACCUCUUCUCCUUUGAGAGUGGCCGCAGAUGUCAGACAGGCCAGGGGAUAUUUGCAUUCAAGUGUUCUCGGGCUGAGGAAAUCUUCAAUCUCCUUCAGGAGCUGAUGCAGUGCAACAGCAUCAAUGUUCUUGAAGAGCCAGUCAUCAUUACCCGCAAUAGCCACCCCACUGAACUUGAUCUCCCUCGGGCCCCCCAGCAGCCCAAUGCUCUAGGCUACACUGUCUCCAGCUUCUCCAAUGGCUUUCCUGGCUGCCCUGGAGAGGGCCCACGCUUCUCCGUUCCCCGGCGGCCAUCAACAAGCAGCCUGCGACACUCUUCACUUGGGGAAGAGUCCACCCAUGCCCUCAUUGCCCCCGAUGAGCAGUCCCACACCUAUGUCAACACACCUGCCAGUGAAGACGACCACCGCAGGCGCCGACACUGCCUGCAGCCUCUGCCUGAGGGCCGGGCACCCUUCCCCUCACAGGCCCAGGGCCCCGACCAGCGGGACCCGCAGGUGUUCUUGCAGCCGGGCCAGGUGAAGUUUGUGCUGGGCCCCACUCCUGCUCGGCGGCACACGAUGAAGUGCCAGGGUCUCUGCCCCAGCCUGCAUGACCCUCCCCACCACAACAAUAACAACGAGGGUUCUUCAGAGUGCCCAGCCCAGCCCAAAUGCACCUACGAGAAUGUCAGCGGGGGGCUGCGGAGAAGCAGUGGCUGGAGACUGAGCCCGGAGGAGCCAGGCUGGAGUGGCCUGGCCCACCGCAGGGCUGCCCUGCUGCACUAUGAGAACCUGCCCCCGCUGCCCCCCGUGUGGGAGAGCCAAGCCCAGCAGCUGGGUGGGGAGGCCGGGGACGAUGGGGACUCAAGGGAUGGGCUCACACCCUCCUCCAACGGCUUCCCUGAGGGUGAGGAGGACGAGACCCCACUGCAGAAGCCCACCAGCACCCGGGCUGCCUCCCGCAGCCACAGCAGCUUCCCUGUGCCACUGACCCGCCGCCGUGGCUCCCCGAGGGUCUUCAACUUUGAUUUCCGCCGGCCAGGCCCCGAACCCCCAAGGCAGCUCAACUACAUCCAGGUGGAGCUCAAGGGCUGGGGCGGGGACCGCUCCAAGGGGCCCCAGAACUCCUCAGUACCCCAAACCCCAGUGCCCAUCACCCACCCUGCCCGCAGCUCAGACUCCUAUGCCGUGAUUGACCUCAAGAAGACUGUGGCCAUGUCCAACCUGCAGAGGGCUCUGCCCCGGGACGACGGCACUGCCAGGAAGACCCGGCACAACAGCACUGACCUGCCUCUGUAGAUGGCCCGUCCUCCACCCAUGCCCACCACGGUCUGGCCUCCGUCUCACUCCCGUCCUCUGACCAACCCAGCCUGGGCUCAGGGAUGCUUGACAGAAGGCACUGAGGUGGAACCAGAAACUUCCCAGAGCAGGCUGGAGUCCCCACAGAUGUCAGCCACCCAGUCUUCUGGUCCCCGAGCUGGGGAGAGGAGAGGGCGACUGGGCAAGGAGGGAGGGAGCCGCAGCGUGAAUGGUGAAGGGUCCCGUGAUCGCCUUUCACACCUCCCUGCCGUCCAUUUGUCUCGUCUGCCAGCUGUCUGUGUGUGUUUUUUUUGGUUGGAAUUUUGAAACAUUUUGUACCUGUUGAUUUUAUUUAUCAGUUUAUUUUUCUAUUUAUUGUUUUAAAUGUAAUUUAACA